AUGGCUGGCACGGCGGUGACGCAGGCGCCGCUGCCCGGGUUAGUCCCGUCCGGCGGUGGGGACUGCGGCGUCGGGGCCCUGAACAACGACUUAAACCCGUCGGAGUUGAACGAUUUCCGCAUUUCAGUAGCAAUCGAUCGUUUAAACCUUCAUGUGCGCGGCCAGCGUCAGAACGACGCCCAGGAGUUCUUCAACCUCUGCCUUUCACUCGCUAGAGGUAUCGAUGUAGCCAUUGCUAAUCAUGAGUUGCCAAGUAGAGCUCACGAGUUGCCUUCACUAGCAAAGCAGGUGUGCCAGUGUAAAAUUAGUACUUUCACUGGAGCUAUUAUGGUUUUCAUGAUAUCCGUUAAGAGUGCUUGUCAAAGAGGAUGGUUUCCAGAUAAAGAUUCAGAAGAGCUCCAAAAUCUGGCAAAACAGAUGGCGGACAAUUUUGGUAGUGUGUCUCCUCUAUCCUCAGAGCCAAGCUGUUCCCAUUCUGUUAUCUCAACUGUCAUGUCAAGGUUCUACCCAAAAUUGAAAAUGGGCCAUGUGUUUGUUUCUCUAGAAGUCAAGCCAGGAUUUGAGGCUUAUCUGACUGACUUCCAAAUUCCAAAGAAUUUAAAACAGACUUCUCCAGGCGACAAAAUACUUGUGGUUUCUGUUAUCCAGGAGUUUUUUGUUAAUGCAAGUAAAAUUUGUGAAGUCAGCAAAGAUUCUGAAAUAGUUGAGGGCCCAUCACGGAUAUCACUAAAUUGCCCAAUCAGCUUCACACGGAUUAAAACUCCUGUCAAAGGACAUUCCUGCAAGCAUAUGCAGUGCUUUGAUUUUGACAACUAUGUGGGCAUAAAUUCAAGACGACCUUCUUGGCGCUGCCCGCAUUGUAAUCAGCAUGUAUGCUUUACUGAUCUUCGCAUUGAUCGAAAACUGGUCAAGGUCUUGAAAGAGGCUGAGUCAGACGUCUCACACAUAACCAUAUCCCCUGAUGGAUCAUGGAAUCCUGUCAUGAACAGUGAAGAUGCCGCGCAGAAGCCUGAGGAUAAGAACUUGGACGCAAUGGAAUUCCAACCCACGCACUCCAUUAAUGCAGUGGAUCUCACUCAGACAGAUGACAUUAUGGACUGUAUUGCCACUAUGGAAACUGAAGACAUGAAACCCUCCCUAAUUGGCUCUCAAAAUAAGUCCAUUACCCCAGCCAUCUCUAUUGAACCUCAUACUGCAACGGGUAAUGUCAAUGAGAGAAAUGAUUCUCAAGCAGGGGACAGCUUUUGGACCAAUGUUUUCUUGUCAACCUUGGACCAGCCGAACAUCCCGUCAAAUAUACAGAUCGGUAGCCAGUUUCCCAACUCCCCUCCCGUUUUAACUACGAGUGGGCAAGUUACUAAUUUCAGUGAUAACAAUUUCCUUUUUACCACUUCCAUGCCGCAAGUGGGACCAACCACGCCUAGGGAAAUGCCGUUGCAGCAGUAUCAAUUCGGGAACUCAAAUUUCACAGCCGAGUACGGUAGGAUGCCUUCGUUGCCGAGGAAUGUGACGAGAGUGCCGACGGCUGUCCAGGCCCUGCCCGCUCAGGUGUCAAGUUCUGCUCGUCAGCAAAGGUCUACACGAACAUCGGUAUUCGCCAGCUCAUCUCCCGUUGCAAGUCCACAUCAGGUGUCCUCACCUAUGUUGCGUGCACAGGAAAAUCGAACGUUUACCCAACAGCAGCUGGGCCACCCGGUCACAAAUCAAAUGGCAAACCUCAGGAUUCCCCAAACGAGCAGAAGCCAGUCCCCAGUGGGCUCCAUCCGGUCCCCCAUCCAAUCUGCUGCUACAAAUUUCUUACAGCAACAACAAUCUCCUGUGGCAACUGCACCCUCGUACUCCGUAAACCCUAAUCAUCUCCGGGCUGCCCCAAUGGCAGACCUUGGUGGCAAUUCUGCAGCCACAUCAACCCCACCAUUGGCUUCGACCGAAGACUACAAUGAGAGCUGGCAGCCUCCAGUUGGCAGGAUGCGUGGGGCCCUCACUGGACAGGCGUAUACCGAUGCUUAUAACCGGUUCAUCAAUCAGAAUCAAACUAACCGAGUAAAUCGUCCUUCCGGGGGUGAAGACGUCUUUCCGAAUGGGUCGUCCGGAAGGCGCUGA
Striga hermonthica is the source of this 2103-nucleotide messenger RNA. NCBI's taxonomy places the organism in Eukaryota, Viridiplantae, Streptophyta, Magnoliopsida, Lamiales, Orobanchaceae. The record is from the annotation of a GenBank genome assembly.